AUGACGAAAUCAGUCGACAUGGAUGGCGUUGUCAGAUCCGAGAGAUAUUCGGAUGACGACAUUGAGGAAGCGCCAUUAGCUGCGCCAGCCCCAGAGCAAGCUCAGGAGCAAGCCCCAGCCCGCGUCCGAAGCACAGUACGCAUCCGUACCGAAAAACCCAAGCGCACCUACUCGGAUGACAUUAUUUCGCAAGAUUUCUUGGCCGUCGGAGCUGAGACUGACAUGGAAGAACGUCUUCGUCUGUUGGAGGACGCUGUCAACCACAAUGUAGACACUCUGCAAAAGAUGCGAGAUAUCAACGCAAAUCUGAAAGUAGAGAACAGGAACUUGAAGAAAAAAGUUGAAAACAGGGACGGUGACGGUGACAAGCGAACCCUGAUGCUACUUCAGCAGUUAUCCACUAAGGUUGUCAACAAAGAGUUGCGUACCUUAUCUGAUGACGUGUACUCCUUCUUGUUUUGUUCCAAGGUCCUCAGUGUGCCUUCAUUCAUUGGACUUGGAACUGUGUUUAUUCAAUUUUCUGUCUUUGCCCUCUUUCUUGGCGAUCUCUUGAACACCCAAGAGAUCCCAGCCAACGUGGAGACUCUGGUAAGAGUUGGGCAAGCUGGUGCCAUUCUGAUUAAUUUCAUGGCACAAACGGAUGUUCGUACCGGUAUGCGCGCUCUCAUCUACCAAGAAGGUGUCGAGGCGCUGGAAAACGAGUUUGCUGGGUUCACGCGCAGAAGAUUCAUUAUUGCCAACAUUUUUAUGCUCUCUCAAGGCCUCUUGGGUACUGUGGUUUCGAUUCAAUUGAUUGUCUACAGCGACAACAUCUUUGAUCUCUUGCUCAACUUUACGGCUGUCAUGUUUGUCUCUGAGCUAGACGAACUGGUCUUUUACAUGGCGAGAAACGGUUACCUUGGAAUCAAGUCCGAAAAGCUUGCUGAGAAAAUUCAGGAACUGGAAUUCGGCACUCAGAACCGCGCUGGUGUGUCUGGGUACAUGCAUGUGAUUCUCUUUGGUCUCUUGGUUAUUGCUGGAUACAUUUACUUCGCCGUUAUUAUUGGACUUCAAGCUGGAAACACUUCCUUGCCAGUAUACGUCAAGGCGGAGUUUGGUGACUCGGUGGAUCCCACCUUGGGAUUGUAUUCUGGUUGUUACAAGAUGAUUCCUGGUCCCACCUGGUCCUCCCGUGUCACUUACAAACAAGUUCAAACCGAGCGAGGACAAGGACGUUUCACUUAUUGCUAUGACGACAUUCGUUCCUGGUCUUUCUCUCCACUCUCUGUUGCUGAAGAGGACGCUUGCGAAUACCCUGCUCUACAAAGUGCGGAAGAACGCCCAACAUCGUUCGACUUGUUGGACGCUAAGGGUGACCAAUGGAAACUACCCUCUGGAAAUCCAAUCCAGACUUUCCAAUUGGUUGAAGUAGAUGAAAAUCGUGUCGAUGCUGAGUGUGGAGAAAUCUUUGGAGGUGGUGACAGCGAAGAAGAAUUGUGCCCUAUUAUCACCAUGGAACAAUCUUUCACCGGAUUUUCGGAUGAUCGUGAUUGGUCCAGGAGUUACAAUCAAAUGCUGGCGGAGGACGGGAAGCCAGUCUAUUUCUACCAGCAUCCUAUCUACGUUGGAGAAUUCGUUGACCCCAAGGAAGGAUUGGAACUGAUCUUUUUCACUGGUCGUCGUUGGUUGUCCACAACUGCCCAGGGACUCACAACUGAAGCUGAUGAGGGAGUUGAUUUGUCCAGCGAAGCUGCCAUGCUCUCUUUGCUGCGCGACAAGACCGAUGUGACUGACUUCCGUUUGCUUUCCCUUGAAAGAGGUGCUUAUGCCUUUAUCAGUCAAUCCGUGGACCAAGCCAAUGAUCGCGGGACUCCCUUGGGAUUGCGUUGGUACCACAGUCGUUACGGUGAUAACGGGUUCGACAGUUUCCCAUUUGCCGAUAUCUCUCGUCCUGCCGACGCCCUCUUUUCCUGUGGUAAAUGCGACAGUGAGCGCAACCCCUGCCGAUUCGAAGGUGUGUGUCUUGCCGAUGGAACCUGUGACUGCAAGCAUGGUGCCACUGGAAAACUUUGUGAAAUUAAGCCACUUGCGAAUGGUAUUUGCAAUCCUUACUUCAACAAGGGACCAGAUCGCUUCGAUGGUGGCGACUGCUGUGUAUCUACAUGCGAAGGCGUUUCGUGUGGUGUUGGAGAUAUGACAGAAGCGUUUGGGCAAGAACUAAGGAGAUCUGGAAAUGGAUAUCCUUACUGCAUUGAUCCCAAUAUGGUUCCUUUGACCAUUACCAUGAACCACACCAUUGAUCCAACUUUCUUCAGUGGUGUUGAGGACACUGCUGGUGGUACUUUCGAAUCUUACUUCCUCGAAGUCAACUGCAAUGAUGGAGAAGAAAUUCCUAUUCGAGUUGCCCUAGAUCCAGAAAUUGUCCGAGAAUCAUCUCAAACUCUUUAUGUUGCUGAUCAAAUGGGUGGUUGCGCGAUUUCAUUCCUAGGAAUCCAAUCCACCAGUCUUUUCAAUGCAACCUUCCAGCUGAUUGACGGACUUCCAGAAGAUGCCGCAAAUGUCGCCGUUGCAUCUUCUGAAAUGCGCGAUAUUUCCGACGUGACCAAGGAUGCGACCUUUAUGAUUCCUACAUUGUAUGCCAAGUGUUUGAAGGAGACUCUCAAGGACGUGGUGGAUACGUCAGCAUACUAUUCGGGAACCUAUCAGGAUGAAGCCAUGUCUUGGAUGAACGCAGAAAUCAAGAACGCCAGAUGUUCUAACGAUGAGGAGUGGCGAAUUCAGCGUUAUGCUUUGGUAGCUUUGUGGAGAGCAGAAGGUUCUCCAGUUGAGUGGGUGAACAAAAACGAUCAUUGCUUGUGGAGCCGUAUCAACUGUAAAGACAACCAUCCUGUAGUGAUCACCCACGACGGUGACACCACUGGUAGACUAAAUGGAACCCUGGCAACUGAAAUUGGACUGUUGACCCAUCUUGAACGUCUCGAUGUUUUCACCAAUGACCUCACAGGCACGCUUCCAUCCGAGCUAGGAUUGUUGACCAAGUUGACCUUCCUAGGUUACGCUCAAAACGCUCACACCGGCACAAUUCCCACCGAGGUCGGUCAACUUACUGCCUUGGAAAAACUGUUGCUCUGGCAAAACCAGUUGACUGGAAGCAUCCCAAGCGAAAUCGGUUUGCUUUCGGAUUUGGGAGAGAUCAAUCUGCAAGAAAAUAACCUGUUUGGCAGCCUACCAUCUGAACUUGGCGCGUUGACCAAGUUGACGCGUUUGACCCUCUUCACGAACUAUUUCUCUGGUUCGUUGCCAGCUGAAAUAAGUCUAAUGACCUCGUUGACAAACAUUGUGAUGACACAAAACUCACUGACUGGUGCAAUCCCAGAUUUGAGCAAGCUGUCGAACCUUGAUACUCUCAUUUUGUUUGCAAACCUGUUGUCGGGACCACUCCCAACAACCGAGCUCAGCAAGUUGCCUACUCUGUUCACUUUGAACCUUUCCACCAACGAGUUUUCGGGAACCAUUCCUCAGGAAUGGGCAGAACUAACUUCGUUGUACUGGAUGAUUGUCAACAAGAACCAAUUGACAGGAACCAUUCCGGAGUUCUUGGGAACAUCUUACCCUGACUUGAAUCGUCUUGUCUUGGAUGAAAACCAAUUGGUUGGAAGUAUUCCAGACUCAUUCGCGAAUCUUUCGAACAUGGCGCGACUUCGACUCCAAAGCAACCAGUUGACUGGCGAAUUGAAGCCAGAAGUUUUUGGAGGAUGGACAAGCAUGGGACAAUUGUACUUGUCCUACAAUCAAUUCAAUGGCACUUUGCCAUCCGAAAUCGGCAUGUUGUCCGAUAUGGAUUACUUCGAGGCGAGUGGAAACCAGUUCAGUGGUCAACUUCCUGAUGAGCUUUGGACCAAUACAAACAUGAACACAUUGUACUUGGAUAACAAUCAAUUCACCGGAAGUGUUCCAACGGAAAUUGGAUUGUUGUCGAACAUGUUGUACAUGGACCUUACUGGCAACAACUUGACUGGAACGAUCCCAAGUGAAAUCGCAAUGAUACCGAACUUGAGCUGGUUCCAGAUUCUGGCAGGCAACAGUUUUACAGGCACUGUUCCAUCAGAGGUCUGUGAUGUCUUGAUUGCAAAUGGAGCAACGUCCGACGUAAUGGAUUCGUGUCUUAGCGGAACGAGUGUCGGGGCAGAACCAGAACCAAUCAAUGAAACGACGCCACCAACCGAUGCAACCCCAACCCCAACCGAUGCAACAACACCAUAA
This is a messenger RNA of Cylindrotheca closterium, 4242 nucleotides long. The record is from the annotation of a GenBank genome assembly. NCBI's taxonomy places the organism in Eukaryota, Bacillariophyta, Bacillariophyceae, Bacillariales, Bacillariaceae.